Diospyros lotus (date-plum) is the source of this 2442-nucleotide messenger RNA. Its product is annotated as pentatricopeptide repeat-containing protein At5g50990. The transcript has 4 exons. Gene Ontology annotation, biological process: RNA modification. Gene Ontology annotation, molecular function: zinc ion binding; protein binding; RNA binding. The record is from RefSeq and is a predicted model, not a curated record. NCBI's taxonomy places the organism in Eukaryota, Viridiplantae, Streptophyta, Magnoliopsida, Ericales, Ebenaceae. Bases 434 to 2143 code for a protein of 569 amino acids.
AUUAUGUAAAAUAUAAUGUUUUAAAUUUAAAUUAAUUUGAUGUGAAAAGUUUUCCCACACUUGAUUUGAUGGAGAGCGCGAGAAGUUUAUUUCCUCUUUGUUUUUAAUUUAUUAUUUUCUUACAAAGAGAGCAGGAGAGGGGUUCAGAGGAUGAUGAAUCAUGAAUGGGGGAGCUGAGCCCUAGGCCUGCUGAAUUGCCCAAUUAUAAAACGAUGGAGAGAAACCAGAAUGGUACGCGCAUCGAUGGCGGUGCGGAGACUGGAGAGUCGCGUAAUCGUGUCUGUGUCUUGAUCAAACUGGAAAUUGGAAACGCUCUCCUCUCCAGCUCUAUGAAUAUCUUCAAAUCACCAUAUCCAUUCUGAUUCCUCAUGUUGCUUUCUUCCUCUUCUCCAAUCGCUUUCCUCGUUCAAUACGGCCUAGAAACAAUAAGCAAAUGUUGAGACUUGCAAGGACUGGACUCGGACUCUCUUCGUCUUCUUCUUCACUGCAUCUAUCACGGCGUCUGAACCACCCGCCGAAAUUAUCAACGUUUGCCGGAAACACUACUUUCAUUACUGCAGACAACAGUGACGUCGCUUCUCUUAAUUCCACCUCCUUUUCUCCACGAGAGUUCGAUCGCCAAAAAACAGAUUAUCAAACCCUUUUUCGUGUUCUUGAAGCGUGCAAAUUCUCUCCUAACUUAGGAGCUGUGAGUGGCACCCAUUCCGCAGUUGUUAAACUCGGUUAUGGGACAUACCAAUCCCUCAUAUUGUCUCUAAUAUCAGUAUACAUAUCUUCUGGCUGCCCUAAUCUUGCUCGUCAUCUUUUAAAUGAAACUCCCAGUUCAUCUUUUGAUGUGAUCUCUGCCAAUUUGAUUAUUACAAGUUUUAUGAGGAUAGGAGAUAUUGAUACGGCGAAGAAGGUAUUUCAUGACAUGCCCAUCCGUGAUGUAGUCUCAUGGAACUCAAUGAUUGGAGGUUAUGUAAAAAAUGCACACUUUGAGGAGGCUUUGAGGAUUUUUCAGGAGAUGAUGUGCUCAAAUGUUGAACCAGAUGGGUUCACAUUUGCAUCUGCUAUAAGUGGGUGUGCACGGCUGGGUGCACGUGAUUAUGCUAAGUGGAUACAUGGUAUAAUGAUUGAGAAGAAAAUUGAACUAAAUAACAUUUUGGGUUCAGCACUUAUAGACAUGUACUCAAGAUGUGGAAGAAUAGAAACUGCAAAAGAAAUUUUUGAAGCUAUUAAAAGAGAUGAUAUAUCUAUUUGGAAUGCAAUGAUUAAUGGGCUAGCAGUUCAUGGUCUAGCCAUAGAUGCAAUUGCAAUAUUCUCAUGCAUGGAGGCAGAGAAUGUUUCACCUGAUUCUAUAACAUUUCUUGGAAUAUUUACAGCAUGUAGCCACUGUGGGUUAGUGGAACAGGGUCAGAAAUUCUUCAAUUUGAUGAUGUUUUAUACAGUUCAGCCGCAGCUCGAGCAUUAUGGAGCCAUGGUUGAUCUCCUGGGUCGAGCAGGACAUCUAGAUGAAGCUUAUGCAUUAAUUAAAGAAAUGCCGAUGGAACCUGAUAUUGUUAUAUGGAGGGCACUUCUCAGUGCUUGUAGAACUUGGAGAAAUUCUGAUUUGGGUGAAGUUGCAAUUAAGAAAAUUGAAAACCUCAACAGUGGAGAUUAUGUUUUGCUGUCAAAUAUUUAUUGUUCUGUAAAUAAAUGGGAUAGUGCUGAGAGAGUGAGAAGCGCAAUGAGAAAAAAUGGAAUCCGAAAAAAUAGUGGAAAGAGCUGGAUUGAGAUGGCAGGUGUCAUUCAUAAAUUCAAAGCUGGCGAUCAAUCACACUUGGAAAGAGGAGCAAUAUACAAGGUUUUGGAAAGUUUGAUUCAGAGGACCAAAUUGGAGGGAUUUAUUCCCACAAUAGAGUUGGUAUUGAUGGAUGUGUCUGAUGAGGAAAAAGAAGAAAAUCUGAAUUAUCACAGUGAAAAAUUGGCAUUGGCAUAUGGGAUCUUGAAAACUAGUCCUGGAAUGGAGAUCCAGAUAGCAAAAAACCUGCGGACUUGUCUUGACUGUCAUUCUUGGAUGAAAAUUGUCUCAAGGAUGCUUAACAGGGUCAUAAUUGUGAGGGACCGUAUCCGUUUUCAUCGAUUUCAAGGUGGUCUAUGCACUUGUGGAGAUUAUUGGUAGUCAACUUUAAGGCAUCUUGGCACAUAAAAAGACAAAUUGGAGUACCUUGGAGUUUGCAAUUCUGGUACCUUUGACGGAAGUUAUUGGCAUGCAUAUGGACACUUCUGGAACCAGUAGAGCCGACACUACAAGCACAAGAAGCAUAAGGCGUGAAAUCCGUACCCAUGCAAUGGACUUGAAAGGUGGCUGCAACAGCUUUUCAAGAUACAGAUUAUAACAUAGUUUGAGUUUGAGGGAAAGAAACCGUGUCCUCUGGAGGAACUACUUAUUGCUUGCCGGGGCAAAUGCUUACUUGGGAG